AUGGAAACUCACUCUCCCAGCAUUUAUACGCAAAAUAACCAAGAUCCUGACCUUGGAGUUACUUCUACCGACGGUAGUCAUGCUAAUGACGCGAGUGACAAUUUUUUGCAACAUGGAAGUCACAACGUGCAUUAUAUACAAGAUACUGAUGACGAGGAUGACAAACGCUCUUAUGACUCUCGAAGUGUGGACCCGAAUCGUGGUCAACGUGCACCCACUGAUCCUCUUGACGAAACACCACGGUCUUUGUCGCCUUUUGAUCAUGGCCUGAAUAUUCUUUCGCAGACUAUCGAUGCAACUGGAGAGACUACUGAAUCAUUCUUUCAGGGACAAAUGGCCCACGAAGCUGAAAAUGAGGGACUGUCCAUCAGUAUCCCUUUGGCAUCGGACUACAGAGGUUCCAUCAAUAGUGCUUCUCAGGCCCCAUACUGGGACGAAAGAAAUGCAUAUAUUAAGGGAUUCAUGAAGAAACUACAGACGUUUGAGAAUCUCGAAUAUUCCGUCAAUGAUGCGGGACAAGAGGAGGUCUCUCGCCAAGAGGGACCUCCAACGCACGACGAAUCUCGCAACUCGAUGCAGACCAAAUGGCUUCAUUUACAAAGUGCCACGAUGGAUCUCGAUGUCUUACAACAAUUCGUUAUGGAGUGUCACUUGAUCGGCGACGACGUUAAAACUGUUACGAUAGAACUCGUCGAGAGAGCCGGCAAAAAAUAUCGACGACAUUCUGAAACAGGAUCCUACAUUGAACCCGGCUCUGUAUUGAGAGGCAUCGGCAAUUAUUCUCAGCAAAAUUCGCUUUCGUCAAAAACUCGCCCAACCGUUCCGGUUGUUUUUGUUGCCUCGCCCUAUUUGAGGCUACGUCCUUUAAAAGGGCAUCAAGACGGGGGAAAUCGAGGCGACCAUCACCCCCAAACACUUCUACAGAACCUCUAUGGGUUUGAUGUUACUCCGAAUCGCGAUAAGACUCAAAUUAUUCGCAAAAUUGGGAACGGUUCACAGCUGGACAAUGCACUCCAUGUGAACCAAAUAUGGUGUCUUCUAAUUGGUCCUACCCUUUUGAUCACCAUGUCAGACCAUACAACCGAAGAACUCUUGGACGGAACGAUUGGAAAGCGAAGUCUGGGAUAUGAACCGCCAAUCAAGAUUAAGAUCAUUGACGAUAAGCAAAAACAUCAUGAUAUUGCCGUAUCAUCAAGUAUUACAUGGGUUGAUCUUUUCAAAAUUACAAUGGAUGCCGUUCAGAACAAGAGAUCUGAUUUCCCCAAGUAUGAUCUGCUCGAUGAGAACAAAGUCAUCAUCACUGCCGAAAGAUGGAUUGAGAUUGCGAGCUCACGGAACCUGCGAAAAUCACCAUUUUAUACAAUUUAUCUUACCCUAAGACCAAAUAGUGCAAAUCCAAGUAAAGAUCGGCUCUUUUUGGAGUACAGCAGAUAUGAUGCUUCCAGUAUAUUGAACGAAAUGCCAACAAAGGAUCGACGCAGCGACGCAUUCUCUGGACUGGUGGGAUCUUCUAAGAAGGAGUCCUCUAAACACGAAUCAGCAGACCAGCUUACCUCCAACACCGCUUCCGCUCCACUCUUUCUGUAUCAAGAUGGUACUGGUUUUAUUGUGUCUUCUCCAGAUCCGCAAGAUCCUGAUGAGCUAUACGACACUGGCACAGACCCUUUGGGUAUUAUCCCGCAAUCACACCGAAGUGAAUCGGUUGAAGGCGCAAACACAACAAUGCCACUAGGAAUUAACAACUCUCCAAAUGACAGAGAGGCACCGGAGGCUUCUUCCACUGGUAAUUUCACCAGCUUAAUUGAUGAUAUUGCAGGUAACAUUACAGACAUUGACGGAACCAUUGGUCUUCCGGAGACGAAUAAACACAAUAUAAAUCACAAAAAAAUACGACACAAGAAGAUGCAGCCUGGUGCAGAAAUAUCCGUUGAAACUUACUCUUCUGUCCAGGAAGAUGACCCCAACGCAAGUAACGAUUUGUUUUUAAAACAACUAUUCAUCCAUAAGCAACGUCAAAGUCAAAGUCAAGGAUCAAUUCCUUCCUUUGCGUCAGGCGCGAAUGCGGAAUCGAUUAGCUCUCGGCGCGACAGUUUGAGAACUUACCACACGCACCAACACACCGACUCCCAAUAUCGCCUACCGUCACCUAUUAUCACCAAUCUCAACUCGGAAUAUCCUCGAAAACCGAGUAUUGUGGAAGAUGACAAAAAUUGGGACCGAAGACAUGCAUUGAAAGCUAAGAGUACGAACUCGGGCAGCGCAUCUCAUUCCCACCAUCGGAGGCGCAAUACUUUCAUCAAACAGACACCAGUUGCUUCCAUCACAAGCGACUUGGCCGGCGAUAAAUACACUACUACUAAUGUACAAGGAUCCAGACUUGGGAAAAUAGUUCCGUUUUUCCUAUGGGGACCUUGCAUCCCAACGAGCUCCAGCUCAUUGCGAAGCGCCAAAGAGGCAGACAUGAUCAAGCUUCUUGAUGAAGCCGACGAAGUAAUUUCUAACAGCCAAGUAGGCAAGUCUUACUAUGUCAAAGUUCCAAAGCUCACAGAAGAGGAAUUUCUUUCUCGACAAGAUAUUCCGAAUGGAGGCUUCCAAGAAGAUGACAUAAGUAUUGUGAAAGAGAGUCCUACUUAUCGCAACGUUGACCAAACGGCCGCUGAAAAUACAGUGAAAGACAACACUCUGCCGAAUACCGUGUCUAAAGUUGAUCACGCCGGCGGAAAUACCCACCAGGAAAUGGAGGGGGUUGAGAAGAACAACACUGGUUCAGAAAUAACGUUGCCUGCUGUGGUACAAGACGGUGUCGCUAGGAAGCAAGCGCAAUCGUUGGGUAUUUUCAGCCCUGAUAAAGAGUUGAUGGAACAGCUUGUCACAGUCAGCCGGCAGAUUCUGUGGUCGUUUUUGCCAAAGACGGGCAGCUCAACAGUGCAUCCUCUCCUGAAACGGUUUUGGGGUUGCAUGGAUAUAAUUCGCCGACAACUUAUCUGGGAAGAGAGUGAACGUGAGCCUCACGAUGUACCAACAUACAUCAUUCGCGACUUUUCUGCGAAUCUUCAAAGAACAAGCAGAAGCCAAUCUCCAAACUCUCAAAAGACACUCUUGGCCAAAUGCGGAGAUUGUAAGGGGGGAAAACAUUACUCGUCGGCAGAAGAGGCACUGAAUCAUUUCCACGAUGAGCAUUUCGAUUGCCACCACCGAGGGGAAAGGCCGUACGACGAUCCGUGUUACUCAUGGCUGCAUCGUAUUUGGCACUCGCAUUAUCCGGUGCGAAAUGAUCGAAAUAGUCUACUUCGCAACGGACAAGAGUUUGAAAGAGAACUCUCCGAGCUUGCACUUCACCUGAAUGAGCUGCACACUAUGGUGACAUCCAAAGAAGAUGACUCAAUGGGUGAUCUAGCGAUAAGACCACCGUUACCUAAACAUAUCUUUUACGCUUUCCAAAAGAUUGUUCAAGUAUUUGUCCUUCGAGCAAAGAGACUAUCUUUGAUGACGAGAAUAAAGGCAUCCUCGGGAAGUGAUCUAUCAAAGAUUUCGGAUAAGAUCAACGAGCUGCAGGUAUUGGAGAAGACUGCAAAGGACCGGAUGUUGGAUCUGUUGGAUCAUGCCAAGAGAGACAUAUUCUUGUCUGGCAAUACGUCCAGUGACAUCGAAAGACCCCAACCUCAGGCCGUUGGGGCAGAAUUCUUGGCCUUGGCUUUUAUCUGCAAGAGCCACAACUUACCAUUCGAAGCUAAAACCUCAAAUCCACGCCGCAACAAUAAUACUCUCAAGGUGUAUAAACGUUACGCUUCCAAGCUUCAUUAUCAGGCCAAUCAGCGUCCCCAAAAGCGAGUUUUUCUAGACAUUCGCGAUCUGGAAGAAGAGCUCGAUGCUUUGAACGCUUUGCUAAACCACCAAAAAGAGUGCCUGCAUAGAUUCGCAAAGUCCAUUUCGCCCGAUACCCUUCGCCUUACUACCAUGACAAGAGUCGCGCAGAAUCGCGUCGAAAAGGCGUACCAAGACAACCAUCUACGGCAACUCGACAUACGAAUACAAGAAGUACAGAACAUGAAGACGCGGUCAAAGUUUUUAAAAGAACAGGUGAAGCAGACCAUUGAAAUCAUGGAAGAAGACCACGGAAAAGCCAUCAGAGUCUUUACCAUUGUAACCCUGUUCUUCUUACCUCUGUCUUUUGUUUCAAGCUUCAUGGGCAUGAACACAGCCGAUGUGAGAAAUAUGCAUUACAAGCAAGGGCUAUUCUGGGCAACGGGAAUACCGGUUACCCUCUUCGUGCUGACACUGGCCUGCAUCUACGGGUACAAGGGCGAUGAAAUCCGUGACUGGGCAAUGCAGCUAUCACUCUGUUCAAAAGAUAAAAAACUGCAGCUGCCAGUGGACGGGGAGACGGAGUAG
Trichoderma breve is the source of this 4392-nucleotide messenger RNA. Its product is annotated as corA-like mg2+ transporter protein domain-containing protein. The record is from RefSeq and is a predicted model, not a curated record. Gene Ontology annotation, biological process: metal ion transport; transmembrane transport. Gene Ontology annotation, molecular function: metal ion transmembrane transporter activity. Gene Ontology annotation, cellular component: membrane. The transcript has 5 exons. NCBI's taxonomy places the organism in Eukaryota, Fungi, Ascomycota, Sordariomycetes, Hypocreales, Hypocreaceae. The coding region runs from base 1 to 4392 and encodes 1463 amino acids.